Coregonus sp. 'balchen' is the source of this 19049-nucleotide messenger RNA. The record is from the annotation of a GenBank genome assembly. NCBI's taxonomy places the organism in Eukaryota, Metazoa, Chordata, Actinopteri, Salmoniformes, Salmonidae.
AAAAAAAGGUGUUGCUGAAAGACGUAAUUAUUGCGCGACACCACGCAGCAUCCCGCCCCAAACAGCGCGACAUUACCGUGCCUCCUUCCUUCUCAGACUCAGGUGAGUGUUGUUGCUUUUAGUGUUUGUAAAUUAAUACAGACAUAAUGCUAGCGAUGCAUUUAAUUGCAGUUAUAUGCUGAAUUAAACGUCAAAAAAUGAUUAGCUUACCUUGCUAACUACAGCAUCUGGUACGGUCUCUGAUCUGGUAGUAUCAUGCUAGUUAGCUAGCUAUCUAGCAUAUUCUAAAAAUGGCGACGGCACUGCAGGUUGAAAACAAAUUCUGUUAGCCCAAUAAUUAUUGGUUUGCAGCGUGUUUGAUUUUGUUUUAAAACCAAAUUACCAAAAGCGGUAUGGACAGCUGCUUAAACAUUUGGUGGUAAACAACACAUUUAGUGGUAAACAGUUAAUUAGCAUAGUUUACCUGCACGUCGUUGUGCAACUGCAUGGUAUGUUUACGAAAGUUAGUUAGCUAGGUAGUUACAUUUUACAGUUACCGCAGAGAUGUCACGUGAUGUAAAAGCCUGCCUUACGUCAUACUAACUUGAGUUUCACAAAAUAUUCAUAUAUAAACCGUAUAAAGUUUUCUUUACAAUGUGUUUAUCAUGAGGUGGUGCAUUGUAAAGAGAGUGAUUUUCAGUGUUUCUGUUUCCAUGGCUACAGCAGGUGUCACACAGGUGGCAGUAAAGACAGGGUCAUGGCUAUGGCAGCAGAGCCAGUGCCGGAUGCAGUCUGGGACGAACGCCAGGCCUAUGAAGAGCUCCUGUACUGGGACAGCCUGAUACAGCGAGGCCAUCGCCUGCUACCACACGACUUUGACAGGUACUGUAUCGCUCCAGGGUGAAGUUUCAACUAGGAACAGAUCUAAGAUUCGCAUCCCCAAUCCUAACCUUAAAGGAAAACUCUACCUAAAACUAUUUUUUGGUGUUUGUUUCAUUAGUCCAUUGUUGAUAUAGUCCCAAAAUGUUUUGCAUGUCAGAUAUCAAGUUUUCCAGACAUAACUUUCAAAAGUAUGAAAAUGUAUGCACUCACUUAGUAUGAAAAUGUAUGCACUCACUAACUGUAAGUCGCUUUGGAUAAGAGCGUCUGCUAAAUGACUAAAAUGUAAAUGUAAAAUACAGAAAACAGCCGGUAUGAUGCAUUUGCAUCAUAUGAUGCUGCGUUUUGCAUCAUAUGGUGCAAAAUGCGUCAUACCGGCUGUAUUUCUGUAUUUUGAAAGUUAUAUGUCUGGAAAACUUGAUAUCUGACAUGCAAAACAUUUUGGGACUAUAUCAACAAUGGACUAAGAGUUUUGGGGUGGAGUGGGGGGAAAUGCAUCCUCAUCCCUGCCUUUACUUUGACUCCACACAUUGACUGGUUAUAAUAAUGUUACAUUAUGAAAAUUACAAUGUAGUAUUUCUACACACAAGGCAUUUCAAUUCUCUCCAAAGGUUGUGCUUAUCUCUUUAAAAAAUUGGUUGAUGUUGAAUCUACGGAGGUAAACUUAGUACUGUAAUUGAUUUAUAUUCUAACUACUUUGUGUCUCUCCCCUCCCAGAUAUGAGGAGCUGCGCUACUGGUAUGACUGUCUCUGUUACGAGGAGGAGCUGAGGCAGUACGAUGAGUACAUCGCCGCCAUACAGGAGAUCGAGGAGAACCGGCCCCAAACUGAGGUUCCAACUUCCACCUCAACUGUUUCUCUUCAUGUCAAUACAAAUUCCCUGUGUGUGAAUGUAGCGCUGGCUAAUGCUUGUAACCUCCGAAUGAACACAAGGAUUGGAGAAUCAGAAUUAGCUCUGGGUGUUGUGUUGAAUUCUACUUGAAGAACAACCUCAUUAUAAUGGCUGGAAUGGAGUGAACGGAAUGGUAUCAAGCACUUGGAAACUGUGUUUGACGUGUUUAUAACAUUCCAUUAACUCUGUUCUAGCCAUUACUAUGAGCCGUCCUCCCCUCACCAGCCUCCUCUGCUGUACAUACCGUUUAUAGGCCAACAUGAGAAGCCGAUUGCACCUACCUUGAUAUGUUGGACAGAUGGUCCUAUGAUUUGUUUCCAACAUGAUGGUCAUUAAUAAAAUAUUUUAUUUCCCCUCUUGCUAAGAGGCAUGUAAAUGCGGAAGUUGUAGAUGAUACAGUAACUACAUUUUUCCAGUCACAUUUUUCCCCUCAGCCUAUUUGUCAUACUGGUUUUCCAGAUCAUUCACACACAUCCUAUUCCAUUGGAACAAAUUAAAGCGGUGCUUAGGGCUGGCACAGUGAUUGUAUAAUCGUGUAACCAACGAUUGUGGAUGAAGACCGUGAUGAAAAUAUAUAUAUAUUUUUUUUUUAAACUUUAUUUUCAAGUUGACAAACUUUACCCAAAAGCAUUAAAGUAAAAACAUCUAACAGCCAGUAUAAGGACAGACUAGAGGAGACAAAACUAGGCAGUUUUAGAAUUUUGUGUUGUGGAACGAACAGCUGUCUAAAGAUGGCCUGGCAUUCAAACAGGCGAGACGUACGGUUGAUUUAUUACAAUAAGAACAUAGAUUUCAGUUUUCCCUUACAAAUCGUUUUCCUACAGUGUGCCCAACUGAACACGACCCACAUCUCACUUACCCUUUUCCAUCUUACCGUCUCUCUUCCAGGCCCCUCCGGUGCGCACGCCUCCCAUGCGUAUCUUCGUGAGCGACGACCGCCACAUGAUGGCGAAGCACGCGGCGGUGUACCCGUCGUCUGAGGAGCUGGAGGCAGUGCAGACAGUCAUCUCCCACGUGGAGUGCGCCCUCAAGACUGUCUCCGACCUGCUGGAUGUGGAGGCCGGAGUCGGGGUGGCGCCAGUACCUGUGGAGGGGGCGGAGGAGAGGUAAGAAAGAUUAAUCAAAUACCCUGGUACUGUUUGGAAACGCUUCCUUCCUCAUUUCCUUGAGUUAAGCACAGAUUGAUACGUGAUUGGAUAGCUGAGAGCAGGAUUAACACCCUAUUACUUUCACUAAUCCAAGCAAUUAAGAUCUGUGAAUCUUAGGCGGCAGGUAGCUUAGUGGUUAAGAGCGUAUGGUCACUAACCGAAAGGUCGCGGGUUCGAAUCCCCAUGCCGACUAGGUGAAAAAUCUGACAGUGUGCCCUUGAGCAAGGCACUUAACCCUAAUUGCUCCUGUAAAUCGUUCUGGAUAAGAGCGUCUGCUAAAAGACUAAAAUGUAAGGAAUACUUCAGUAUAGGAAGGGAAAAUGCAUUUUUAGAGAGUGUGUGAAAGAAGUGACGGAAACAGUACAUCUAAUCCUGGAUGUGUAUGGUUCUUCAUAUCUUGUAGUUUUCCUUAUUGCAUUUGUCUCUGAAUAAGCAUUUCCUUGGUUCUCCCUCCCCUGUCCCAGUGAGGUGUCUCCCCCUCCAGAGCGUAUCCUGCGUGGGGUGAUGAGGGUGGGCCUGGUGGCCAAGGGCCUACUGCUGAAGGGAGACAUGGACCUGGAGCUGGUGCUGCUCUGCACUGAGAAACCAACCGUCACCCUGCUCAAGAAGGUGGCUGAGAACCUCUCCACCCAGAUUGAGGUAGUUUAUCUAUUUAAUUUAACCUUUACUUAACAAGGAAGUUCCAUUGAGCUCAGAUUACCUCUUUCCCAAGGGAGACCGAUACCCUUCGAUGAUGUUAACAUUGUCUCUCUUUGGUCAUGUUAAAGUGAGAGUAUGAGAGUGACAGAGAGAGUUGAAAUAGGACCUAUAUGAUAAGUAUCCUCAUUUAAAAAGGGCUUUUUGGUUGUGUAAGGUGCCGCCUCUAUGCUAAUAUUGUCUCUCCUUCUGUACUGUAAGUCAACCCUUCUGUAAGCCAAAAUCCUAACAGAUUUUUUUCUCCCAUCAUUCCAACUCUACUAAAGCUCGUCACAGAGGACAAGUAUGAGGUCACCCAGAUCCCAGAGGAGGCGGAGAUCGUGAUCAAGAGCAUCAAGGAGCCCAUCCUCACCCUCACCAUUCACCUGACCUCCCCCAUGAUCCGCCUGGAGGCCGAGCCAGAGGGUGCCGGAGAUACCACCCCCCUGGAGGGACCACCUGGAGGUAUGACCCCCCAGGGACCAGCCUCCAACCAGGCCAGGAGGCUGGGACAACCCACUACCCAACACUACCACGGCUGUGUUCAGGGCACAGCUUUGUGGGACGUCUCAGAUAGAAAUAUGAUGUAGAGAUCUAUUUGUGAUAGUAUCUAUUGAUGCACAGAUCUAUGUGUGAUACUUCUAUCUGCAAUGUUCCACAACAUUGUGCUUUGCUGAAUGUAGGCGGCCCUGGCACUUCACAGCAGGCAACUUCAGAUCAGCUACAGCAACAGCUGAUGAUCUGUGUGUUACUGUGCAGCUCCCUACUGAUCCGUACACUAAUACAUCAUUUAAAGACCUGAUCAGUCAAUCUAGAGAUGAGUGGAACCUGCACAGUUGCUGCUUUAGAACUGAUGCCAGUGAACAAACAAUCUGAUUGGUUCUUCACUGGAGCUCGGAGAUCUUCUAUUCGCUGUAAUUGUGUAACAAAACGGCGAAAAUCUUAAUCGCUACAAUGCCUAUUUUAGUCGUUAAUAAUACUGUAAUAAUGUUUUUAGUGAAUUUAAUAACAGUAAUGUACGACUUCAUUUACAGUUAAUUGUAUUGUUCAAGUAAAGAAAUGAAGGCUUUUCUGAGAAUGGCAGCCAAUGCGCGCAUAUAGAUUUGAUUGCAUGUGUUUUUAAUGCAGAACAGUGUAACGUGAGGUUCGUAUUGCAGCAAAACUGAUCGGCAUGACAGGUAAUGUUUUUGGACCCUUUGACCUGCCUGGUUGAAUGGGAACACAACCAGUCACAAGCAAGGGAGAUGGAAGGGAAAGUGUGUGUGUGAGAGAGCAAUAUGUGUUUGUGUGUGAGUAAUGCAUGGGGGUGUAUGUGUGAGAGAGGCAAAAGAGAUGAAUGUGAUCUAAUUCAAAGUCAGGAAAAGGGCAUUUGAGUUCAAUCAGCUUUAGUAGCUACGUCCUCCAAGAGAAUGGCCUAACCUAAACCCUUGUCUUGGCUCAAGGCCAGAUUUGGUUGCUGGGGGAAGCCAAGCCGUCAUCAGUUUUGCUGCAGUACCAAGCCCACCACAGAUGCAUUCUGAUUCCAACUGCCAGUAAUUCCAAACCUGAUUGAUUCUCUCUUACUAAGCCUUGUAGUGUGUCAGUUUUUAGGGACGCUGGACCUUUGACCAACUGGCCUCUCAUUCUGUCUCGGAAAGGGGCAGAGCAGUAUGAACCAAACCACUGGGGAGGGGGGAAGGGGUAGUAAGACUAUGAUUGAUUCUAGAAUAACAUAACAUACUGGCCAGAUUAAGACUAAGAAAGCCCCCCAGCAAAACCUUAUAUUGAGAAAUAUUAGGCUCUGGUACUCACUGUGAAUCUGAUGGCUAUAGGACACUCAUUACUUAGACCUAGCAUAGGGUUUUGUGCUACAGGGUGGGUGGGUGAUACCAUUCUCUAUAAAUACGGGGGAGUCCCCUUCCCCUUGUCCUGCCUUGGGAAAAGCUGCCUCCUCCCCGAGCCUCGAGACAGAACCCCUCCCUUGGUCAAACCGUACCUUGUCUUCUUAUCCCACCCAUCGACCAAUAGAAAAGCUAACGGUCGACAGCGAUGCGCCGGCGGACGUUCUGGACAGGCAGAAAUGCCUAACUGCCUUGGCGUCUCUCCGCCACGCCAAGUGGUUCCAGGUUUGCAUCCUGUCUUUACUUGUCAAAUAAAGUGUUCAGAUGAGCUUUUAUUCUGCCUUUACUUGUCCCAUAAUGAGUUGUGAGUUUGUAUGAUCUCCCAAUGCCUCCUUGUUUUCUAUGCUUUCAUUCUGUCUUCCUUGGAACUAUAUUGCUGUUAUUUGCUAGUACAACUGAUAUUGUAGCUACAUUAUGUUUUAAAGGGUCGCUACACACUAUGUAACCAUCGCUCAUUCAGAGGGGUUGGGUUAAAUGCACAUUUCGGUUGAAUGCAUUCAGUUGUGCAACUGAUUAGGUAUCCCCUUUCCCUCCUAAUGAAGUAUUUGGUUCCAAUGGUAUAUUGGAGGGAUACUCACUAACCUUUCUAUGCUACCUCUGGGUGCAAUAUUCCUGAUGACUCAAUACUGACACAAUUGUGUCAAUUCAAUUGGUGUCACACUUUUUUCCUUUGUGCUGUCCAGGAAUAUUAGCCUCAUGAGCCGCCUGCAUCGCACAUUCAUGUAAGCUCGCGGGAUAAUGCGGCUCGCGAGGCUACGGGAAUAUUGCACCCCUUUUAUUUAUUUUAUUUGGCAUUGCUCUAGGUAGGUAAGUAGGUAGUUGUUGGAUAUCGCACCCUCUUUGACUGAGCUCGGUCCGUGCUUGUCUCUCUCAGGCUAAGGUCAACGACCUGAAGUCGGCCGCCAUCGUGAUCCGUAUCAUGAGAGACCUGUGUAACCGCGUCCCAACCUGGGCUCCACUCAGAGGAUGGGUGAGUAAAAAAAAACAAAUAUAAUACAUUUAAUAUUGAAUAUAAUAAUAUACAUGUCAUACAAUAAAUAAUUACAUAUAAGUAAAUGGAUAUUAUUACAUUUGGUGGCAGCGGUGGCAUCCAGGUCUGAAUGGGAUUCAUUAUCUACUGUUCUCUCUCUGUUCUGUCCAGCCACUAGAGCUGCUGUGUGAGAAGGCCAUCGGAACAUGCGAUCGGCCAAUGGGAGCAGGAGAGUCUUUCCGCAGAGUUCUAGAGUGCUUGGCGUCUGGAAUCCUGAUGGCCGGUAAGUAUUCUAUCCCUAAGAGCUUCUGGAUAUCAGAACAGCGAUUACUCACCUCGAACUAGACUAAGAUUUUUUCUUGAAUGAGUCCGUCGCGAAGGAUGUACUGCAUCUCUGAGACCAGGCCCAAAUCCCCGUAAUUCGUGUGAAGAAAAUAAGGAAAUACAGGGGGUGGAGAUCAGGGUGCCUUGUGAGAAUUCGUCGGCGAGUGGGUAACCCGCCUCUACCAUCCGUUCUAUUGGCCAACAUCCAAUCACUGGAGAAUGAACUUGGUGAUCUCCGUUUGAGACUAUCCUACCAACGGGACAUUAAAAACUGUAAUGUCUUAUGUUUCACCGAGUCGUGGCUGAACGACGACACAGAUAAUAUACAGUUGGCUGGGUUUUCCAUGCAUCGGCUGGACAGAACAGCUACGUCUGGUAAGACGAGGGGUGGGAGUGUGUGUCUAUUUGUCAAUAACAGCUGGUGCGCAAUGUCUAAUAUUAAAGAUGUCUCGAGGUAUUGCUCGCCUGAGGUAGAGUACCUCAUGAUAAGCUGCAGACCACACUAUCUACCAAGAGAGUUUAUCUAUAUUUUUUGUAGCCAUCUAUUUACCAUCACAAACUGAUGCUGGCUCAAAAACCGCACUCAACGAGCUGUAUAAGGCCAUAAGCAAACAAGAAAAUGCUAAUCCAGAAGCGGCGCUCCUGGUGGCGGGGGACUUUAAUGCAGGCAAACUUAAAUCCGUUGUACCUCAUUUCUACCAGGAUGUGCAACCUGAGGGAAAAAAAAACUCUAGACCACCUUUACUCCACACACAGACACGUACAAAGCUCUCUCUCGCCCUCCAUUUGGCAAAUCUGACUAUAAUUCUAUCCUUAUUCCUGCUUACAAGUGGUCAGAUGACUCGGAUGCUAUGCUACAGGACUGUUUUGCUAGCACAGACUGUAAUAUGUUCAGGAGUAUACCACCUCAGUCACCGGCUUCAUCAAUAAGUGCAUCGAUGACGUCGUCCCCACAGUUACCGUACGUACAUAUCCCAACUAGAAGCCAUGGAUUACAGGCAACAUCCGCAUCGAGCUAAAGGCUAGAGCUGCCGCUUUCAAGGAGCGGGACACUAAUCUGGACGCUUAUAAGAAAUCCCGCUAUGCCAUCAAACAGGCAAGCAUCAAUACAGGACUAAGAUUGAAUCCUACUACACCGGCUCUGACGCUCGUCGGAUGUGGCAGGGCUUGCAAACUAUUACGGACUACAAAGAGAAACCCAGCCGCGAGCUGCCCAGUGACCAGGCCUAAAAUGCCUUUUCUACUCGCUUCGAGGCAAGCAACACUGACGCAUGCAUGACAGCACCAGCUGUUCCGGACGACUGUGUGAUCACGCUCUCCGUAGGCGAUGUGAGCAAGACCUUUAAACAGGUCAACAUUCACAAGGCCGCGGUGCCAGACGGAUUACCAGGACGUGUACUCUGAGCAUGCGCGGACCAACUGGCAAGUGUCUUCACUGAGACAUUUUCAACCUCUCCUCUGUAAUACCUAUGUUUCAAGCAGACCACCAUAGUCCCUGUGCCCAAGAAAGUGAAGGUUACCUGCCUAAAUGACUACCGCCCCGUAGCAUUCACGUCGGUAACCAUGAAGUGCUUUGAAAGGCUGGUCAUGGCUCACAUCAACACCAUCAUCUUGGAAACCCUAGACCCACUCCAAUUCGCAUACCGCCCCAACAGAUCCACAGAUGAUGCAAUCUCAAUUGCACGCCACACUUCCUUUUCCCACCUGGACAAAAGGAACACCUAUGUGAGAAUGCUGUUCAUUGACUACAGCUCAGCGUUCAACAUCAUAGUACCCACAAAGCUCAUCACUAAGCUAAGGACCCUUUGACUAAACACCUCCCUCUGCAACUGGAUCCUGGACUUCCUGACGGGCUGCCCCCAGGUGGUAAGGGUAGGCAACAACACAUCUGCCACGCUGAUCCUCAACACCGGGGCCCUCAGGGGUGUGUGCUUAGUCACCUCCUGUACUCCCUGUUCACCCACGACUGCGUGGCCAAGCACGACUCCAACACCACCAUUUUUAAGUUUGCAGACGAUACAACAGUGGUAGGCCUGAUCACUGACAACAAUUUAUUUUUAUUUUUUUAUUUAACCUUUAUUUAACCAGGUAAGCCAGUUGAGAACAAGUUCUCAUUUACAACUGCGACCUGGCCAAGAUAAAGCAAAGCAGUGCGAUUAAAAACAACAACACAGAGUUACAUAUGGGGUAAAAAAACAAAGUCAAAAAUACAACAGAAAAUAUAUAUACAUGUGUGCAAAUGUAGCAAGUUAUGGAGGUAAGGCAAUAAAUAGGCUUUAGUGGAAAAUAAUUACAAUUAGUAUUAACACUGGAAUGCUAGAUGUGCAAGAGAUUAUGUGCAAAUAGACAUACUGGGGUGCAAAAGAGCAAAAUAAAUAACAAUAUAGGGAUGAGGUAGUUGGGUGGGCUAAUUUCAGAUGGGCUGUGUACAGGUGCAGUGAUCGGUAAGGGUGAUGAGACAGCCUAUAGGGAGGAGGUCAGAGACCUGGCAGUGUGGUGCCAGGAUAACAACCUCUCCCUCAACGUGAGCAAGACAAAGGAGCUGAUCGUGGACUACAGGAAAAGAAGGGCCUAACACGCCCCCAUUCACAUCGAUGGGGCUGUAGUGGAGCGGGUCGAGAGUUUCAAGUUCCAUGGUGUCCACAUCACCAACAAACUAUCAUGGUCCAAACACACCGACAGUUGUGAAGAGGGCACGACAACACCUUUUCCCCCUCAGGAGACUGAAAAGAUUUGGCAUGGGUGCCCAGAACCUCAGUUAUACAGCUGCACCAUCGAGAGCGUCCUGACCGGUUGCAUCACCGCCUGGGAUGGCAACUGCUCGGCAUCCGACCAUAAGGCACUACAGAGGGUAGUGCGUACGGCCCAGUACAUCACUGGGGCCAAGUUUCCAGCCAUCCUGGACCUAUAUAUUAGGAAGGCCCAAAAAAUUUUCCAAGACUCCAGUCACCCAAGUCAUAGACUGUUAUCUCUGCUACCGCAUGUCAAGCGGUACCUUAGCGCCAAGUCUAGUUCCAAAAGGCUCCUUAACAGCUUCUACCCCCAAGCCAUAAGACUGCUGAACCAUUAAUUAAAUGGCCACCCGGACUAUUUACAUUGAUUCCCCCCCCCCCCCCCCCCCCCACACCCUUUGUUUUUACACUGCUGAUACUCACUGUUUAUUAUCUAUGCAUAGUCACUUUACCCCUACCUACAUAUACAAACACUAACCUGUACCCCCGCACAUUGACUCGGUACUGGUACCCCCUGUAUAUAGCCUCGUUAUUGUUAUUUUAUUGUUACUUUUUAUUUGAUUUUUUACUUUAGUAAAUUUUUUCUUAACUCUAUUUCUUGAACUGCAUUGUUGGUUAAGGGCUUGUAAGUAAGCAUUUCACGGUAAGGUUUACACAUGUAUUCGGCGCAUGUGACUAUUUGUAUCGGGUAAAUAGAGAAAAUAUAGGGCCUAGAGCAUAGCCUUGCGGAACACCUCUCAGAACAAUGUAGAAAUGACAUCCACCAAAUGAAACCAAUUCAAAUGUUCUUCUGUUGUUCAAAGAUGGUCCGGGUAUCAAGGACCCGUGUGAGAAGGAGAAGGUGGAUGCCAUCGGCCACCUGGACACUCAGCAACGUGAGGACAUUACACAGAGUGCCCAGGUAUAUUUAUGGCUAUAACAUUUCAGGUAGAAUUGUAACAAAUGGAGCUGACAUGAUUCCCUAUUCUACUUGAAAAACGAUCAUAUCUGUUCUACACAAAACAUUUUUGUAGCUGAAAGUUCUGUAAUGUUGCGUCCUUAACACGCCCGAGGUAGAAUAUCAAAUAUAAAUUGUGUUAUUCUCUCCUAUGUGCUUCCCUUUGUGAUUGACUGUGUUCUAUGUUUAUUUUCCCCUGUCAGCAUGCCCUGAGGUUGUCUGCGUUCGGACAGCUGUACAAGGUGCUGGGGAUGGAUUCCCUGCCUGCCAGGGCACCAAGAAGGACCAUUGGGCCAGGCCUCAGAAACUACGGUUGUUAGUAUCUCCUCUGUUUUUGGCGAUCUUCCUGGCCUGUCCCAUGCUUCUCAAAUGUGACUUUCAUGUUAGCUGUCUAGUAGUAGUCUUGAUGUGUCGCGUAUUGAGCUUUUCCUGAACCUUGUCCCUUUUUCCAUGUCCCUACCAGCUCAGAUCCUGGCUAGUUCCACCUACCCUCCCAAGAGACCUCACGAUGCUGCGGACAAAGGGGGAGAUGACAGCAAGAAGAGGAAGUUUCAGAAGUUCCAGAAAUAUCAGAAAUUUCCUAGGAAGUCGUGUAUGUAACCGAUCCGAAGAGGUCUUCAAAUGGGAUAUUUCGUAGCUAUUCUACCAUUGAGGCUCUUUCUGAGGAGGCUAAAUGUGUUCCUGUUCUGAUAAGCUCUCUCCCUCUUUCUCUCUCCCCCAUCUGUCUCUUUCUCACUAUCUCUCUCUUUCUCUGUCGCUCUCCCUCUUUCUCUCUCGCUCUUCCCUUCCCCCAGCCACAGAAGAGAAGCCCGGUGACUCUCCUAUGGCCAUGAACGCCCUGAUGCGUCUCAACCAGCACAAGCCUGGUCUGCAGUACCGGCUGACAGGUCAGAGCGGUCCGGUGCACUUCCCGGUGUUCACCAUGUCCGUAGACGUUGACGGCGAGACAUACGAGGCCUCGGGGCCGUCCAAACGCACCGCCAAGCUCCACCUAGCUGCCAAGGUAAGGGUUUGUGUAGCUAGGCGAAAAUAUGCUAGCUGUACCGGUAGACUUCCAGUCAUUGCGCUAACGCUAGUUAGCAUUGGCGUGUAAAACUACCUGUAAGUUCCUUCAUACUGCACGUAGAGACAUAAAAAUGGUAUCCACAACUCUGGGUAACUAGACACAUCUCGCACUAUCCCUUUAAGAUGAUGGGUAGCUGGUACAACACAAGUUGGUCCCUGAAAUCAAAUGUUACUCUCUUUGAAAGAAGAAGUAGUGUUUCUCCUCUCUCUGUAACUUUCGCUUGCUGUCAUCAAGGUGUUAUGGCAUUGUUCUCCAAGAAUGUAAUCCACUGGUUUUGCAUUGAAUGCCUUGUCGUCUGUAUUGACUCUGUCUAUAAUGGCUGCCAUCCACCAAGUCCUCGCUCUCCCCGUCCGUCUCAGGUCCUGCAGAAGUUGGGCCUACCCACUGGACUGGAUGUGAAGGUGGAACCAAGCGAAGAGGGAGGAGCCAACGUAUCAGCCACACCUACAGCAAGUGAUGCGUCCAUGGCAUCUGACGAGGUAGUCAUUCUCUCUUCAUAUCUCCUAUGUUCUCUGGCUUUUCCCUGUGACUUUUUAAAAUUGUUUACUUAAUAUACUUUCAUAAAGCAGCACAAAGCAUUGCUACUUUACCUGUAGACUUCCAUUCAUUGCACUAAAGCUAGUUAGCAUUAGCUUGUGAAACUACCGCUUCCUUCCUACUGCAUGCAGAAACAUAAAAACGGUAUCCGUGAGUUUAUCUGACUCUGGGUAAGUAGAACAAGAGCUUAAAUGCCAGAAUAUCACAGUAUACUUUCAUAAAGCAGUUACGUUGCAUUAGAGUUGUUGUUGAUGAUGAUUUUCAUUGGACUUGACUGUUCUGCUAUGUCUUCCUGCUCUCAGAACGGUCCCAUCCUCACCAAGCACGGGAAGAACCCAGUGAUGGAGCUGAAUGAGAAGAGACGCAGCCUGAAGUACGAGCUCUCUGCUGAGACUGGGGGCAGCCAUGACAAGUGCUUCGUCAUGGAGGUCAGUCAGUGGCAGAUGGGUGGGGUUUGCACUUUUGGGACAAUUCUAUUGAGUCAUUGCGCAAGGAUUUGGAAACUAGAGUAGAUGAAUAACCAGUAAGGUCAGGGCUUGUGUCAACAAAGCAUCUCCGAGUAGAAGUACUGAUCUAGGAUCACGUCCCCCCUGUUCAUUACUAUCUAAAAGGCUAAACUGAUCCUAGAUCAGCACUACCACUCUGACGCUUUAUGAAUAUGGGCCCAGAUGUAGUUGACAGAGCAGGAUGUGGAAACAGUAACAAGCAUGUGUCUCUUCGUUACUGCAUAUUAGCCCAUAUUACUAAGUGCAUCUGUGACUGACACUUUUCCGCCACUCACAGGUGGAGGUAGAUGGACAGAAGUUCAAAGGUCGAGGCUCCAACAAGAAGGAGGCCAAAGCCUAUGCCGCCUUAGCUGCUUUGGACAAACUCUUCCCCGAGGGGGCGGGGCCCUACUAUAACCCUCACUCUGACCCCAAGAAGAAGAAACCAGUCACAUACACUUCCAUGGUAAGACAUGACAUAUCUUUCAUACACACACUGUAAUGCACCUCACAAUACUGUAGAAAUCAUGACUAGGAAUAGCCAUGAAUUAAUCCACACACAAACCAUGACUAGGAACCCCUUUAGUGACCUCUUACCCUCCCUCUCAACAGCAUAUCCCAGGCUUUGGCACUAUUCGAGGCAUUCCAACCGACACUGAGCCUAACAACCGGGGCCGCGGGCGAGGCAGGGGUCGAGGAAAGCCUACGACUGGCAGCAGCUACAACCAAAGUAGGACACUUUACUUGGACUGUCUAUCACAGGAUCUAGACUGGACUGUCUAUCACAGGAUCUAGACUGGACUGUCUAUCACAGGAUCUAGACUGGACUGUCUAUCACAGGAUCUAGACUGGACUGUCUAUCACAGGAUCUAGACUGGACUGUCUAUCACAGGAUCUAGACUGGACUGUCUAUCACAGGAUCUAGACUGGACUGUCUAUCACAGGAUCUAGACUGGACUGUCUAUCACAGGAUCUAGACUGGACUGUCUAUCACAGGCCUUUAAGAGCAUGUUCUCACAGAGAUGAGAUUAUCAGAAAAUCAUUAAAAUAUGGCUUAUUUUAGUUUAUUUAGUAAAUAAAUUAACGACUGGACAAUAAGCCAAUAGUCCGACUGUUUAGGAAAUCAUCCAACUCUUUUGGGCUCCAUUGCAGUAAGUUAAUACAUUUCUAUCUCUUUUCUUUUGAACAGCAAACUACCGUUAUGGAAGCAGUGCUGGCUCUGGUUAUCGUAAGUGUCUUGCUUCUCCCUCCACUGUUGUCAAGGGAACUAAUGAGUGAUAGAUUAGGUGUGUUCAUUUGUGUUUGGUAACUUUUCUUAUCUCGUUAGCCUGAUCUAUUCUACAGCCACUAUAGUCUAUUGAGUUACUGGGACCCAUUUGAAUUCCUUAAAAUGUACAUAGUACUUCCUUCCUUCAAGUGGCUUCCCACGGGGGGCCAGUAUGAAAAAUGUAUGCACUCACUAAAACUGUAAGUCGCUCUGGAUAAGAGCAUCUGCUAAAUGACCCAAAACAUUUUUUGCUAGAAAGCCAUGAAUUAGAUAGCCAUGUGCUCCCCUUGCAUUCACCUGUAUAAUCAUGUAUAAUGAUUGAAUUAGUGAUUAGGCCUACUUCAAAGAAGGCAGGAAUGGGCUAAGGGGGCCCUGCCGACUGCUAGCUUUGCUUUCUGUCCUCCUUGGCCUCUAGGUGGGGUCUUAACACUUACAUUUUACAUUUACAUUAUUUAGCAGACGCUCUUAUCCAGAGCGACUUACAGGAGCAAUUAGGGUUAAGUGCCUUGCUCAAGGGCACAUCGACAGAUUUUUCACCUAGUUGGCUCGGGGAUUAGAACCAGCGACCUUUCGGUUACUGGCACAACGCUCUUAACCACUAAGCUACCUGCCGCUCCACAUUGCUUCUCUUAUUUAAACCCUAGCAUCUCUCUCCAUCAUGUUGACUUGAAGGCUGGGGCUGACCUAUGGGGCUGGGCUGCAACUCAGUCCCCUUUACGCCAGAUGUCUAGUCCAUGUGUCUAACAUGAGAAAAACAUCUCAUGUGGAGAGACUGAAGUUCUUAUACAAUGUUGAGCAUUUGUCAUAAUAAUGUAUAAUAAGACGAAUUAAAAGGAAAAUAUACAGUAUUUGUAAUUCCUAGUUGAAGUUGUUUGGCUGAGAUACAGAGACCAUCACUAUACAGUUCUGUUUUUCUCAAAAAGAUAUCCCCUUCAAAGCGUUCGCUAAGUGUUCCUCCAACCAAUACCAAUGUCCUCCUUUCACCAUUCACACUAUCGUAACUUCUUUGUCCAUCUCUCCCUCAGACAAUCUGUAUAGUGUCGGUGCAACCGAGGCUGCUUCCUCUACAACCACCUCCACUGGUGACGCCUCCACCACGGGCUACGGCACCUUCUACCCCGAAUCAUCCUACACCACACCGGCCAUAACCGCCUCCACCACCGCGGCUGCCAUGACCGCUCAAGCCCAGGUCGGUGCAUCUUCCCUGGGUGCCUACCAAUCAGUGCCCCCUCCCCUGGACCAGCAGAGCCCCUAUAGUUAUGGCUACGGAGAGGAUAAGAAGAGUCUGCUGACUGCAGCCCAGGCCCAGCAACAACAGGUGGACUACUCCAUGUACAGUACAGCCUACCCCAGCUCUGUCACCGGGGGCCAAAUGUACAGUUACGGUGAGUGGGGAUUCGGUGAGUGGAAAUCUAUAUAAGGGGCCAAAGGAGGUCCCCACCGCCACACACACUCAUACACAGGUAACUGCCCGAUGUAACAGUGCCUUCAAAUAGUAUUCAUACCCCUUGACUUACUCCACAUUUUGUUGUGUUAAUAGGCUGAAUCUACCGCACACCCAAAGCUGAUUGGUGAAGGUGCUGGAGCCCAAAUGCUAAACUGGAGAAACAGGAAAAAGUAUCCACACACUUCCAGUCAGAUGCAAAUUUAUUUUAAUUAUAGCUGAGCUUUCGGUCAGUCGACUUUCAUCAGAGUUGUUACAGUCUGAAUUCAAAAUGGUUUCUCACCCAUAUACACACACACACUACCCCAAAAUGACAAAGUGAAAACAUGAUUGUAUAAAUGUUUUAGUUAGAAUCACCUUUUGGCAGCAAUUACAUCUGUGAGUCUUUCUGGGUAAGUCUAAGAGCUUUGCACACCUGGAUUGUACAAUAUUUGCACAUUCUUUUUUUUUUUAUUCUUCAAGCUCUGUCAAGUUGGCUGAUCAUGGCUAGACAGGCAUUUUCAAGACUUGCCAUAGAUUUUCAAGCCAAUUUAAGUCAAAAGCUGUAACUAGGCAACUCCAGAACAUUCAAUGUCUUGGUAAGUAACUCCAGUUUAUAUUUGGCCUUGUGUUUUAGGUUAUUGACCUGCUGAAAGGUGACUGUCUCCAAGUGUCUGUUGGAAAGCAGACUGAACCAGUUUUUCCUCUAGGAUUUUGCCUGUACUUAGCUCUAUUUCGUUUAUUUUUAUCCUAAAAAAAAACUCCCUAGUCCUUGCCGAUGACAAGCAUACUCAUGACAUGAUACAGACACCACCAUGGUUGAAAAUAUGAAUAGUGGUACUCAGUGAUAUAUUGUUGGAUUUGCCCCAAACAUAACGCUUUGUAUUCAGGACAUAAAGUUUGUUUCUUUGCCACAUUGUUUGAAGUUAACUUUAUUGCAAACAGGAUACAUGUUUUGGAAUAUUUUUAUUCUGUACAGGCUUUCUUCUUUUCACUCGGUCAUUUAGGUUAGUAUUGUGUAGUAACUACAAUGUUGAUCCAUCCUCAGUUUUCUCCUAUCACAGCCAUUAAACUCUGUAGGCCUAACUGUUUUAAAGUCACCAUUGGCCUCGUGGUGAAAUCCCUGAGCGGUUUCCUUCCUCUCCGGCAACUGAGUUAGGAAGGACGCCUGUAUCUUUGUAGUGACUGGAUGUAUUGAUACACCACCCAAUGUGUAAUUAUUAACUUCACCAUGCUCAAAGGGAUAUUCAAUGUGUGCCAAUAAGUGCCAUUCUUUGCGAGGCAUUGUAAAACCUCCCUGGUCUUUGUGGUUGAAUCUGUGUUUGAAAUUCACGGACCUUACAGAUAAUAAUAUGUGUGGGGUACAGGGAUGAGGUAGUCAUUCACAAAUCAUGUUAAACACCAUUAUUGCACACCAAGUGAGUCCAUGCAACUUAUUUAUGUGACUUGUUAAGCAAAUCUUUACUCAUGAAAGUAUUUAGCCUUGCCAUAACAAAGGGGUUGAAUACUUAUUAGCUCAAGACAUUUCAGCUUUUCAUUUUUUAUUUCUAAAAACAUAAUUCCACUUUGACAUUAUGGGGUAUUGUGUAUAGGCCAGUGACACAACAAAAUGUGGAAAAAGUCAAGGAGUGGGAAUACUUUCUGAAGAAGUAUUCAAUGCCCUUGUCUUUUUCCACAUUUUGGUAGGUUACAGCCUUAUUCUAAAAUUGAUUAAAUAGUUUUUUUUUCCCUCAUCAGUCUACACACUAUCCCUUAAUGACAAAUCAAAAAACAGGAUUUUAGAAAUGUUUGCUAAUUUAUUUUCAUAAAUUAGCAAUUUAUGAAAUAAUUUACAGUACUUUGUUGAAGCACCUUUGGCAGCGAUUACAGCCUCGAGUCCUCUUGGGUAUGACGCUACAAGCUUGGCACACCUGUAUUUGGGGAGUUUCUCCCAUUCUUCUCUGCAGAUCCUCUCAAGCUCUGUCAGGUUGGAUGGGGAGUGUCGCCGCACAGCUAUUUUCAGGUCUCUCCAGAGAUGAUCGAUCGGGUUCAAGUCCGGGCUCUGGCUGGGCCACUCAAGGACAUUCAGAGACUUGUCCCGAAGCCACUCCUGCGUUGUCUUGGCUGUGUGCUUAGGGUUGUUGUCCUGUUGGAAGGUGAACAUGUUCCCCAGUCUGAGGUCCUGAGUGCUCUGGAGCAGGUUUUCUUCAAGGAUCUCUCUGUACUUUGCUCCGUUCACCUUUGCCUCUACCUUAAAGGCCUGAUUGGUAGAGAUCUCCCAUCUUCACAGAGGAACUCUAGAGCUCGGUCAGCGUGACCAUCGGGUUCUUGGUCACCUCCCUGACCAAAGCCCUUCUCCCCAUAUUGCUCAGUUUGGCUGGGGGGCCAGCUCUAGGAAGAGUCUUGGUCUUUCCAAACUUCUUCCAUUUAAGAAUGAUGGAGGCCACUGUGUUCUUGGGGAACUUCAAUGCUGCAGAAAUGUUUUGGUACCCUUCCACAGAUCUGUGCCUCGACACAAUCCUGUCUCAGAGCUCUAUGGACAAUUCCUUUGACCUCAUGGCUUGUUUUUUGAUUGACAUGCACUGUCAACUGUGGGCCCUUAUAUAGGCAGGUGUGUGCCUUUUCCAAAUCAUGUCCAAUCAAUUGAAUUUACCACAGGUAGACUCCAAUCAAGUUGUAGAGACAUCUCAAGGAUGAUCAAUGGAAACAGGAUGCACCUGAGCUAAAUUUCGGGUCUCAUAGCAAAGGGUCUGAAUACUUAAGUAAAGAAGGUAUUUCUGUUUCAUUUUUUAUGAAUGUGCUAAAAUGUCUAAAAACCUGUUUUUGCUUUGUCAUUAUGGGGUAUUGUGUGUGUAUAUCCAUUUUAGAAUAAGGCUGUAACGUAACAAAAUGUGGAAAAAGUUGAGGGGUCUGAAUACUUUCCGAAUGCACUGUAUAUGUUGGAUAUACCAAUAUAUAUAGAUUUUUAUAAUCUGGUAUUCUUUCUGAUAUUGGUUCUGUUUUUAGUCACUUGAUAUCCAAAUGUGGUCUGAAUAAUGGUUUAAAGAGUGUUAGUAGAGCAUCUGUUUUGUUGAUUAUUUAAUGCCUUGUUCUUAUUGACGUUUCAUUGGUCCGUUAGGCUACGGCAACCAAUCAAGCUUCAGCAUGUACGGGAACGCCUCCUCCCAGGGCUACGGGGCGGCUGCUACUACCCAGACCCAGCAGACCUCCUACCCCACGGGAUACGGAAACAUGAACUAUCAGUACAAGUAGGAGGUACCCCACACACACACCCCAUCCCUCUCUCAAGCCUUCACCCAAAGAGGAAAAGAAGACCCCCAUGUCUUUCUCUACUUUCAUUAUAUUGAUUCAUCCUAAACCCUCAGUCAUUUUCACCAUCACUUUAUUUCAUAAACCAGACUGUAUCUAUUUCUUUAUUUACCAUGUGGUAAAUGUAACCUAAAUGUGUCUAACAAGUAGUUCAGUUCUGUAUAGUGAUGAUAAAAAGGAAAUAAUAAUAAUACCGCUUUCGGAAUGAUGCUAUCUUGGGUCAUAGACUUCUUGUUUUGUUAGUUUUUUUGGUUUCUGUUUUUCUGUCGUCAAGCCACCCGAGGUUGAAUAUGAAUGUAAACUGAGAAUCUGUUCUUUAAAAUAUCUGUUUCAAAGACUUGUUUUCUUGACAUUUUAUUUUGUAAUUUUAAUUUUUAUCCCCAUUUUUAUGUUUUAACUGUUAUUAUAUUAACCCGCAGUGUGGUAGAAAAAAAUUAAAAAGUUGACAGUCAUUUGGAUUUUUAUGUGAAAGGGCAAUGGAAAUGUGUUAAUUGCUGUUUCAUUGUAAGGUUUGGGUAAAAGGCUUGUAUCUGGUUGUUUGUAAGAAUAAAUUACUUUUAUUUUGGA